This is a messenger RNA of Rhinopithecus roxellana (golden snub-nosed monkey), 1799 nucleotides long. RefSeq names its product serine protease 58-like. The transcript is spliced from 6 exons. The coding region runs from base 912 to 1643 and encodes 243 amino acids. The record is from RefSeq and is a predicted model, not a curated record. Lineage: Eukaryota; Metazoa; Chordata; Mammalia; Primates; Cercopithecidae. Gene Ontology annotation, biological process: proteolysis. Gene Ontology annotation, molecular function: serine-type endopeptidase activity.
GAGAUUGAACCUACUGUUAUUACUUGCCUCUGUGAGACAGCCUGGAAGUUAUCAUAUAAGGGUAGCUAAUAAAAAGAAAAAAUGGGGUGCAUUUUGAGAGAAUAAUCAGCAUAGAAGACAAAAAGUGACCUAGUAAGGAGUCUGGUUGUAUUCAGACCACCCAAUAGGAAAACAUCCCAGAUCUGAAGAUUAUGAAGUGUCUUGGCAGGGUGGUUUUGCCCUGGACCUUUUAUAGGGAGAGAAAGAUAAGUUUGAGGUGGGGAGAUUUAUAAUUGGGGUUGUUUUACAAUCAGGGGGAAGUCUCAGUCAGUUGGCUGAAUAGGACAUGUUUAUUUUUGAAUGUAGCUACUUUUGAGGAGACAAACCAUUCUAAUCUCAGGUAAACAUUUUUGAAACAAAAAAUGGGGAGUUGGAUGGUCUGUGUCUGGCCAUGUCAGCAAGUAUGGGCAAAAGAGGAAGGGUCUGUGUUUAAUGUGUCAUGGGUAAGCAAGAGAACCAGGUGAAAUUUUCUGGAAGUUGGGAGAUAGAAGGGGCAGAGAGUCUUAUCUAAGGCAUAUGGGAAAGGUAGUUCUUUGUGGUAAUUCAUUUCCAAGAACACAAAACAGUGGGGGGAUGUCUUAACCAUUGCUUUUUUCUGGGAACACAGGCUAAGAUAGAGUUCAGCCUUGACACAGAGAAUAUGGAGACUGAGUUCUGAGUCCUGUCUUUGCCACUAACUUCCAAGAGAACCACAGCUUCCUCAUCACUAAAAUUAGAAGGAAUGAAAAAAGCAAUGAUUCAUUCAGUGCAUUUCAUACCCCAAUCUUCUGGAAGUCUCUGGAAGAGCUGUUCCUGACAAGGACACUUGGACUAAAGAUUGAGACAGUUUACAGCUUGAUCAACUUGCCUGCUCCUGGCGAGAUCAUUCUGCCAUGAAGGAUUUUCUCAUCGUCGCUCUCUUGAGUGCAGCUGGAGCUGUUUUGGCUAAAGACUCUAAAGAUAAUCAGGAGUCAUCAUACAAUUUUACUAUUCCUUACAUGGUCUAUCUUCAGUCCUUCCCAGAACCCUGCGUGGGGUCUCUCAUUCACCCUGACUGGGUAUUGACAGCUGCCCACUGCCCCUUGCCUGUUGAAAUCCGACUGGGAGUUUCUCAACCUAGCAUCACAAAUAAGAAACAACAGAUACGAAACUAUUCAUCAAUUGUGACCUACCCUGACUUUGAUGCAAAAUCCUUGAACAAUGACCUAAUGAUGAUCAAACUGUCAACACCUGCUUCACUCAACUCCCAUGUGGGGACUAUAGCCAUAGCCUUGGAACCCAUUCCAUUUAAUGAGUCCUGCUUUAUUCCAACCUGGACCUGGAAUGAAUAUAAAAACCUCAGUGAUCCUGACAUCCUGAUAUGGAUCAACCAAUAUUCUCUUCCAUUCCAUGACUGUCAGGAUAGACUCAAAGAAGAACAGGCAGGAAACAUCAUUUGUGUGGGACACCCUCUAAGGAUCCUAUCUGAAAACAAGGAAGUUUCGGCAGCCCCAGCCAUCUGCAAUGGGAGGUUGCAUGGAAUCUUGUCCUGGGCAGAAGGAAGCGUCACCCUAGGAAGUGAAGGAUUCUUCACAGGUGUUCAUCACUAUGCAAGAUGGAUCUUGAAAAUUAUGGAUACCCACUGAGGCGCCUCUGUUCCCAUAUCCCCUCAGUACCACCUCUUCAUAAUUUCUACACUGGAUCUACAACUCUCUUCAUCUUUGUUAUUUUGGAACAAAAUCCAAAGAGGAAACAUCUGAUUUAAAAAAAAUGAGUGGCUAAGAACCCAUGCCAUGACUCCU